Molecule: messenger RNA, 1359 nt
Organism: Coccidioides immitis RS
Lineage: Eukaryota; Fungi; Ascomycota; Eurotiomycetes; Onygenales; Onygenaceae
Product: CD2 antigen cytoplasmic tail-binding protein 2
Exons: 1
Coding region: 1-1359 (452 amino acids)
Cellular component (GO): U5 snRNP
Molecular function (GO): protein binding
Source: RefSeq, a predicted model, not a curated record
AUGCUUUCAAACACUAUUGCUCGCCCUAAACGCGCCGCCGACGACUACGCGCGUCAGCAUCACAACGAAUACGACCCCGACGGCCCGUCGUCCACCAAAAAGGCUCGCUUCGAUCUCCGCAAUCCGUCUACACUAGUCCCUGAUGCGACCGAAGAAGAUGCCGUCCUCGAUGCAGAUGAAAUCGGACGACGCGGUCAGAGAAUAAAGCGCAAUGCAGUAAACAUCGAUGGUUACGACUCAGACAGUGAAAACGAAAACUUUGACGCGCGCGCAGAGGCUAGAGUUAAGUCCAGCAAUGCAGAAAACGAUGUGGACGAGGACGACAUGUUUGCAGAAGUUGAGGAGGAGAUGGGAGUUCCAGAGGAUGAUCUGGGAAAAGCGAAAAAGCAGGUCAGGUUUCUGAAUGAUGAUGAAAUAGAGGGACAGGUAAACAAUUCUCGAAGCGGUGUUAAGGUCAGGCUGGACAACAUAGACCCGAAGGGCAAAGGCAAAGGAAAAGCUGUGGAGGAGGAUUCGAGCGAGAGCGAUACCGACGAGGAAGGCCGGGCAGAUCUUGGAGGCGUUGAUAAAGAGCUGGGUGCUGGCGGGAAAAAGACUCAUGCGCCACUUCUUGAUGCAUUUAAUAUGAGAUCAGAGCAGGAAGAGGGGCGUUUUGAUGAAGCCGGAAACUAUAUUCGAAAAGCCGCCGAUCCAGAUGCAAUUCACGAUAGCUGGUUGGAAGGACUAUCGAAAAAGGACAUGAAGAAAGCCAAAGCGGCGGCGGAGAAACGAGAAGAAGAACGUCGACAGAAAUCUAUCGCCGAUGCCAGCAUCCUAACUGGCGAUGUUCUAAAGACAUUGAUCGCCAACCUACAUCGAGGAGAAACAAUUCUGGAUGCCCUGGCCCGAUUAGGCAAAGGACAGAAACGUCGCCCCAAGUGGCAGAACAAACAAAAAAAUAAGCACAAGAAAGCUAACGGCGCCGCAGAAGACGUGGAAAUGACGGAGGAAAACCCUGCAGACGCAGCUCGCAAACGUGCCAUCGAAGAAAUCACAGGUGCCGCAGAUAUCCUUCUCAGCCGUGGACAAACAGAAAUAUAUGAUACAGAGCGAGAAAUGCUUACGAGACAAUAUCGGAGGGAGACCGGCGAAGGGUGGGUUGAUCCGCCAAGGACAGAAUCAGCAGAGCCAGAAGACAACGAGAAUGCGAUGUGGGAAUUCCGCUGGUCGGAUGCUCGCGAUGGCGGCGCAACGCACGGUCCAUAUGAAAAGACAACGAUGGAGUCUUGGAAUAAUGCCGGAUAUUUUGGAGACGGUGGCGUUGAGUUCCGCAAAGUCGGUUGUACAACCUGGAACAGCGCUGCUGUUUUCUCUCAAUGA